Messenger RNA from Mercurialis annua (annual mercury), 868 nucleotides. RefSeq names its product BON1-associated protein 2-like. The coding region runs from base 112 to 690 and encodes 192 amino acids. The transcript has a single exon. Gene Ontology annotation, biological process: defense response. Lineage: Eukaryota; Viridiplantae; Streptophyta; Magnoliopsida; Malpighiales; Euphorbiaceae. The record is from RefSeq and is a predicted model, not a curated record.
AUCUUUUCAAAACAAAUUUUGCAGUAUUUUUAUAAUUAAUUAGUUCUGGGAUACAAAAAAUAUUCUCUCCAGCAAAUUCUUGAAUCUUUAAUUGUUGUUAUUUUCGAUAAUAUGAGUUCUUCGUCGACGUUCCACAAUCUUGAAAUUAACGUCAUCUCUGCAGAAAAUCUGCAUUUAGACGGAAAACCAGUCAAAAAGGACACGUUUGUUGUAGUAAGAAUCGAUCCCGUUAACUACAAAUCAACGAGAGCUGAUCAUGAAGGAGGAAGAAACCCUAAUUGGAAUGAAAAACUAGAGAUGGACAUGUCAAUGCAUGAUCACUUCAUCUCUUUAGAAGUGCAAUGCAAGAUUGGCUCCGGAAAUAGAGUUAUCGGCAUAGCUAGGGUUCCUGUUUCUGAUUUUAUGGACGGUUACUCGCCGUUAAAUUAUUUGCACUUCUUGAGCUAUAGGUUAAGAGAUUCAAGGAACGUGAGGAAUGGUAUUAUAAACGUUUCUGUUAAAGUUAAGAGUAUGGCUGGUUCUGUAAAUCCGUCAAUGAAAAGGAAUUUACAGCCGGCUGUAAAAGGAUAUAAUACGGCGUCGUCGUCUUCGGGGAAACAGCAAAUUUGGGGAGUUCCUGCGCGUGACAAGAAUUGUUACGAUGGAGGAGUUGUGACUGGUAUUCCAGUUUGGGGUGCAUCUCGUGCUUAGGGUUUUUGUAAAUCUCUUUACAUUCUUUUACAUAUUAGUCUUAGGGCUAACUGCUGAUUUGCUUGCCUGGAAAUCAUAAUUUAUUGUAGAUAUAUACAGCCAGAAUAUAAUUGAUAAUCAGUAUUUAAUUUGUUCGAAAAUAAAUAAAUGAUACUAUUAUAUAAUUUUCUUAUGAUUA